Molecule: messenger RNA, 908 nt
Organism: Suillus clintonianus
Lineage: Eukaryota; Fungi; Basidiomycota; Agaricomycetes; Boletales; Suillaceae
Product: thioredoxin-like protein
Exons: 4
Coding region: 426-773 (115 amino acids)
Source: RefSeq, a predicted model, not a curated record
AAAGGCAAUUCAAUUAGCCAAGCUUCUUCUUGACGACCACCUUCACCGUGAUCACCGGUACCGUAGUACACUUAUUCCAGCAGUCACUUGGGGUUCAAAUCGCCUGGUAGUGACCUUUCUUGCAAUGAUCCCCUCCUACGAUUUGACCUCGAUACCCAAGGGAUACCAUCAGUAUUGAUCGAGUAUCGAUCAACUCAUCAUCGAUGCAUCAUCGGUAAUAUCAGUCGCGACAGGUUCAUUAUCCACAUAUCCGCUGAUUUGGGUCGAGUUCCUGAUCAAAGAGAUCAAUCGAGUUCAUAACAUAUCCCAUAUCCAUAUCCCAUAUAGUCUCUCAGAGUCUUUCGUAGUCUCUCAUAGUAUUAUUAGGCAGUCACGGUAUAUAAAGUUGAUCCAACACUCCCACCUAACCUCUCUACUCAUCUAACAUGUCGGUCACCGUUAUCGAAACUGCUGAGCAGUACCAAGAACUCAUCAACAGCCCAGGAAAGAAAGCCAUCAUCGAUUUCUGGGCCGACUGGUGUGGCCCAUGCAAAGCCAUAGCUCCCCGCUUCCAAAAACUCGCCGAAUCCAACACAGAUGAGAACAUCGUCUUCGCAAAGGUAGAGCUCAUGAUGGAAGACCCAAACCAUUGGACGGUCCCAGUUGCGAACGAGCUGAAAAUCGUGUCUAUACCGCACUUUGUGGCCCUGAGUGAUGGCAAGAAGAUCGGGUCUCAGAAGGGGUCUCAAGUUGAUCUUGCUGCUUUUGUUUCUGAGAUCCAGGCUUCUGCGUAACUUUAAGUGAUACGUGCGGUGCCGCGCGAAGUUAUCUUAUCACAAUAUUUAGACUAGGUACUAGUGGAGUUGGGUCAAUCAAUUCACUUGUCGCAUUGCAAGCCCUGCAGGGGGGAGACCGUCAGCCACAAUAUU